This is a messenger RNA of Coniosporium apollinis CBS 100218, 1776 nucleotides long. RefSeq lists its product as uncharacterized. Bases 1 to 1776 code for a protein of 591 amino acids. The record is from RefSeq and is a predicted model, not a curated record. The transcript has 2 exons. Gene Ontology annotation, cellular component: endoplasmic reticulum; Golgi membrane. NCBI's taxonomy places the organism in Eukaryota, Fungi, Ascomycota, Dothideomycetes. Gene Ontology annotation, molecular function: mannosyl-oligosaccharide 1,2-alpha-mannosidase activity; calcium ion binding. Gene Ontology annotation, biological process: N-glycan processing; carbohydrate metabolic process.
AUGGCCCUCUUGAAGCGCUACACCCUCUAUGCCGCCAUCGCCUUUUCUAUCUUCUACCUCUACCGUCAUUUCAGCUCCCCGUCAUGGCUCGGGGACGGCCGCAUUGGCACGCCGAAGGCCGGACAGGACGCGCCGCUGACGGACAUCUCCUCCAAGAGCAGCUUCGACUGGAGCAAAUUACCCAUACGAUAUCCGGUCGAAUCACUGACCUCCCUGCCAACGGGCAAACCCCGACGUCUCCCACAGAUCCAGCACAAGUUUGAGCCAGAGGUUGUGACCACAAGGAACACCCGGAUCGCGCGCCGCGACGAGAUCAAGGGCGCAUUUCAGCGCUGCUGGAAAGCAUACAAGGACAACGCGUGGAUGAGAGAUGAGGUUACGCCUAUUUCAGGCCGCGCGAGGGACAACUUCGGUGGAUGGGCAGCAUCGCUAAUCGAUGCGUUGGAUACGCUGUGGAUCAUGGGCCUGAAGGACGAGUUCAAGACCGCUGUUGCGGCGGUGGAUAACGUCGACUUCGGCAAAACCAGUCUGGAGACUGUCAAUGUCUUCGAGACUACAAUCCGACAUCUGGGCGGCCUGCUGUCCGCCUAUGAGUUGAGUGGCGAGAAGACGCUGCUCGCCAAGGCGAUAGAGGUGGGAGAAAUGCUCUAUGUAGCCUUCGACACGCCCAACAGGAUGCCUAUCACACGCUGGGAUUUCUCCAAGGCUCAAGUGGGCGAGCCGCAGGUCGCGCAUGAGAACGUGCUGGAAGCAGAGAUAGGCUCGUUGACCAUGGAGUUCGCCCGCCUGUCUCAGAUCACAGGAAACACCAAGUGGUACGAUGCAGUUGCACGCAUCAUGAGCGUCUUCGCAGAGCAGCAGGAUCAAACGAUGCUGCCUGGUAUGUGGCCGCUAGUCGUCAACGCCAGGGACAAGAACUUCAAAUACGGCGGCGCGUUUACCUUGGCUGCCAUGGCCGACUCGCUCUACGAGUACCUCGCCAAAACGUAUGCGUUACUUGGCGGACUGGAGCCAAUGUACAAGAAGCUCUACGACAACGCGAUGGCGGCGGCAGCUCAGCAUACGCUCUACCGUCCGAUGACACCCGACAACGCCGAUAUUCUUAUGGCCGGCAUGGCCAAUGUCAACACCACUCGCGUGACGACGCUCGAUCCUCAAGGCCAGCACCUUGGCUGCUUUGCCGGGGGCAUGUACGCGCUUGGAGGCCGUAUAUUCGAGAACCAACGGCACGUUGAGAUCGGUCGAAAGUUGACGGAUGGCUGUGUUUGGGCAUACAAGAACUCCAGGUUCGGCAUGAUGCCUGAGGUCUUCCACAUGCGGCCCUGUGGCCCCAACAUGCGCGAUGUCUGCGAGUGGGAUGAAGUGGAGUGGAUGAAAGAUGUUGCCAUCAGGCACCCUCCUGAGGCUUCGGCUAGCGUGCUUGCGAAGAUCCCGAAGGGGUUCACGAGCAUCAAGGAUGGGCGGUAUAUUCUCAGGCCUGAGGCGAUUGAGAGUGUCUUCAUCCUUUACAGGAUCACUGGCGACGAGAAGUUGCGGGAUGCGGCAUGGGAGAUGUGGCUAGCAAUCCAGAAGUACACCAAGACUCCGCUGGCUAAUGCGGCGCUGCUUGAUGUCACAGUCACGAACGACGCGCCUACGAAGAUGGACUCCAUGGAGAGCUUCUGGAUGGCCGAGACACUGAAGUAUUUUUACCUUGUCUUCAGCGAGCCGGACCUCAUCAGCCUGGAUGACUAUGUAUUCAACACGGAAGCGCAUCCUUUCAAGAUACCGAAGUGA